CCGACAUCGGUGAGAUGGCCAAGGACGCUGCCCGUUCGGAUGUCUUCCGCAAACUACUGAAGGAGAGCAGAAAGCAGGCGGUACGCAUUCAUCCCGAUAGCCGUCAGGACACACACCUGCAAACCGCAUCACGACACAGCAUGGAGGCUCAUCGCCCGUCCCAUUUAAAAUUUCUGCAGAUCAGGGAGACCCUUUUCAUUGCUGAAGGCGAAAAUGAUUCUGCUGCGGUCUCUUACCUGAAGGACGCACUCAGCAAGACGGAAACGAUGUUCGCGAGCAGGUACAAUAGGGACGGGGUUACCGCUCUACUAUCAAUCUGCCCGGUUUGUGGUGUGCAUCAUGCAGCCCCCUUGCUCAGGCACAACAGCACGCGCCAGCCCGCCCCGGCGUCGAGCAGAAGUGCGCAAGUUACUCAGAUGGCGCCAUUGGUGACGAGCCACAGGAGGGUGCCACGCACGCCGAGCAGCCCGAUGACGAAGGCAAGACGGUGGAAAGUGCGGUAAACGUAGUAGGAGAUGCCAGGCAGGCCGACUUCGAAUCCCGUGUGGCUGUCAUCCGAAGUCGGCUGAACGGCGUCAUGAGCAGACUGGGGAAGGGGAAAGGCAGUGAAUGACGUGACG
Messenger RNA from Vitrella brassicaformis, 620 nucleotides. The record is from the annotation of a GenBank genome assembly. Lineage: Eukaryota; Vitrellaceae.